Molecule: messenger RNA, 508 nt
Organism: Branchiostoma floridae (Florida lancelet)
Lineage: Eukaryota; Metazoa; Chordata; Leptocardii; Amphioxiformes; Branchiostomatidae
Product: cartilage oligomeric matrix protein-like
Exons: 3
Coding region: 35-508 (157 amino acids)
Biological process (GO): cell adhesion
Cellular component (GO): extracellular region
Molecular function (GO): calcium ion binding
Source: RefSeq, a predicted model, not a curated record
GGACAGCUUCGGACCUGUAAACUUUACGGGCACCAUGUUCGUCAGUGAUGACUCUGGGAACGACUUUAUCGGCUUCGUGUUCGGUUAUCAGAGUAACCGGAAGUUCUAUGUCGUCAUCUGGAAACAUGAGAACGAGAACGCAGACGGUAGUGUUGGAAUUGGUGGGAUAAAGGGCCUCCAAAUAAAGAUUGUAGACUCUAGCACGGGUCCCGGUACGGCUCUAGCGACAGCGCUGUGGCAUACUCACGACACUGCUGAUCAAAUCAAUCUGCUGUGGCACGAUCCGGACAUGCGCGGUUGGGAACAUCGUACUCCAUACACGUUUCACUUGAUACAUCGGCCAUCUAUAGGGUUGAUCAGGGUGACCAUUGCCAACGACAUGGAGGUCCUGACUGACUCCGGAAACGUGUACGACACCACCAUCCUGGGGGGUCGGCUGGGGGUGUUCCAGUACAACCAGACAGGAGUCAUCUGGUCCAACCUGCGAUACACCUGUGGAGACAGGUGA